Spizellomyces punctatus DAOM BR117 is the source of this 2949-nucleotide messenger RNA. RefSeq lists its product as uncharacterized. Gene Ontology annotation, biological process: DNA replication. The coding region runs from base 1 to 2949 and encodes 982 amino acids. Lineage: Eukaryota; Fungi; Chytridiomycota; Chytridiomycetes; Spizellomycetales; Spizellomycetaceae. The record is from RefSeq and is a predicted model, not a curated record. The transcript has a single exon. Gene Ontology annotation, molecular function: ATP binding; DNA replication origin binding.
AUGGCUCAGCAAUUUAGAAUGGUAAAAUGGCUCGGCAUCACAUGGUUAGGCAACCUCGAAAUACCUGGUGUCCAAAAGGCUACUGGCGCUCAGGAUAAAGUUCUCGCAGAACUGCCACCGGAUAAGGUGCCCCUUUGGUGUCACCAUCCUAAAAAAGGACGUCUAUGGGGCACAGCCACGACGGAGCAACUUAUAGAGAUCACAGCCACCAAUCAUUACAUAUAUGAGAUUCUUGUAUUCGCCCCUUAUCGUCACCACAAAGUCUACUUUGACAUUGACCCCCCUAAACAGAAGAAAGGUGAAGAAGAGGGUACACCCAUCUCCUUGAAUGAUGCUAAGAGUAUUAUUUUGCAGUAUUUUCCGCAUGCGCGCUUUCAGAUUUCUGGUCAUGAAGGUUCCUGGCACAUCAUCCUGUCUAACUACUAUGCGGGAAAUCUGGAAUCUACCGCAGUCCUCCAACAGAUCGCCAGGAAACACGGCUGGGAUGUUAGUGUAUACUACAGGAACAGCAAUUUCAAGUGUAUCAACCAAAGCAAACCCGGUCAGGCAGUGCAGGACUACAUCGAGGGUAACACCGCGAGGAGCAAGCACUUUAUCCUCCAUGACUUUGACGAAGAUGCAAUCGACAUCAGCACCAUGACCUUUGACCUGGGCGAACUUCCUGCCGUCACAUCUCUGAGGAAGAAAAAUGCCGCAGGUCGAACUCAAUCUCAGAGCAUCGACAUCCUCUCCAUCCCCCAACUUGAUUUACCCGUACCCGACAACUAUGACCCUAAGAACAACCUUCAAAAACUCAGCAUGUUGCCAAAUCCUCCCAGGGGAAGUCCCGGAACCCUUGAUCACCACACUUGCUGGAAAGUCAUGUGUUGGUGUCGGCAAGUAGGGAUUGAAUUCCCUAAGUUCUGGGCAUGGAACAAGCAGAAAGACCUUUCUCCCGCUCGGAUGCAAAAGUUCUACCAGGCUUGGAACUCUGCAACACGGUACAACGUAUCACCUAAGUUUAUGGAUACGCUGCUGGAACGCUUCUACCCGGACAUCAACGUUUCAGUCGUGACGAAGAAGUUCCAGCGCCAGUUUGACAUUCCAGAGUUGCACAAAGUUGAUCAUGACUAUUUUGAAGAUACCGAUAUUGCACCUCCCAUAUACAUUCCCGAUGGGGUAGGUAAUCCUUUCGGUUGGAAUGUAAUCUUGAAUCAAGCGGCCAAAAAAUUUACCCUGUUAGGCGGAGGUAUGGGGAGGAACAAAACGGGGGCUGUUGCUAGAUACAUCAGGAGGUACGGUCAGAAUCUGCGAACCCUAUGGAUAUGCCCCCGUAUUACUUUAGCAGAAAACACUGUAGGCAGGCUUGCGGAGGAAUGCUUAGAUUUCCUGUGUUAUCGUACAUGCAACACCUUGCAGAAGAUCGAAGGCAAGAUGGAUGAUUCUCAGAACGUCAUCUGUAGCAUUCAGUCUCUGCAUUAUCUCACCGAAAUCUUCGACAUCGUAGUCGUGGAUGAACCGGAAACCGUCUUCACCUCAUACUUCGGCAAUGCCGAAACCCACCAAGCAAACCUCUGGAAGAACUGGGAACAGUUCAUCGCCUUCUGCCAGAUGGCAAAAAAGGUCAUCUUCAUGGAUGCCUUCACGACGAAUCUUUCCUUGAAUGUUGUCAAGGGAAUCAUAGAGAACGGCUGGGAGAGGCAGGAAUACGAAGUCCUCGAUACUUCCUUGCCUCCCUUACCCCGCAAGUUCGUAGAGAUCAAACUUUACGCGGAUUGGAUCUGCUCUGCUCUGCGUGAUCUCAAGGAGGGCAAAAAAUUGUAUAUUUUCACUCCUUUCAAACGAGGUAAGCAAGGUGUUGAUGCCAUCCUUAAAACCAUCUUGAAAACAUUUCCUGACUGGGAAGAAGGAACUGACAUCUUCGCUUACUAUGCCGAAAACGAAGCAGAAAAGAAAAGGCUGAGUAAUGUCGAAACCAUUUGGGAGCGGUGCCGAGUUGUCAUCACAAAUGUGUCCAUUUCGGUUGGUGUCAACUUCAACAAAAAGGAUGUCUUCGACCGCAUCUACGGAUAUUACUCACCCUUCAUUCCUGUGCGAGACUUUAUACAAUCCCUCCACCGCGUCCGUCACCCAAAGGAUUCCACCAUGUUGCUCCACCGGGACUUCAGGCGAUCUUUUGGCAUAUGCAACAAUCGGAGGCCAGCCGAAAUGCCUGAUUGCCUCAUCUUUCGUCAGAUGGUGUCCGACUUAGAAAUCGAAUACAAUGCUAACAAUAACACUAAAAAAUGGGAGACAUUCAACAUGUUCUGCCGCAAGGCUGGCAUCGAGAUACAUCCCGUUUCUACUGAAGCCGGACUGGAGAACAAUCAGGAAUAUCUGAAAAGUUUCCCCUCAAAGAAAGACCUUGCGUUCUACUGGGGCAACAUAGCAGACAUCGAGUCCCACCAGGCGGAACAGUAUCUUUACAUGAGUUAUCGCAACGAUGCCUCCCUGGAGCAAUGCCUUCAGUUGGCAAAGUAUUUUUUCAAGAAGCGGUUCUCCGAGGAUACUGAGGAUGACAUUAUGGCAGAAGUGUGGAGUGCUAAGCCCGACUUUAUCGACAAGGUUAUAGAACUCAGAUCGAAUCCCUCGCAUAUCAUCAACCGCGUGUUUACCGAAAACGGGGUGACACUGGGCGAUGGUACUCCCUUACCUAACCAGAUGCAGACUUCGAUACCGGUGGAGGAAAUCAAAACUCAGUUCAAGUUCGACAGACGCAGGGAGGAAGGAACAGGCUUAGUGGCACAGAUGAUCAAUGCAUACUUUGGGAUGAAAGCCUAUUACCAAAAAGACAGCAAGAGGAAGCAGAAGCAAAAUGAGAACAAGAGGAAACGCGAGCGCCUACAUGAAACCAGCCAGACAUUCAUUGACUUAGCGGAAGUGUGUGUAGCGUAUCAUAACAAAUGGUUAUGCAUGGAACCAGAGGGAUGA